CACAACGAAGAACGCAACCGACAGCAGUGAUAGAUACUUUACUUUAUCGAGUUGUUUUCAUCUUGUAUCUAUCUAUCUACUCGAUGUCUCUAUAUUCAACUCAGACUUUUCGAACAAAGUUUUACGCGUGAAACAAUCUGCGACAUCAGAAACAUCGUUACUUUACGCUAACCUAAAAGCUAGUUAGUUACUCGCGAGCGGUUCGAUUGCGCGUUUGCGCCAUGGCUUUUUCUAUCUUUCAUACGAUUAUACCCUUGGAUGUUGUAUGAUCUCUUUUUUGCGUUCAACCAUCAUCUAUCGAUCUGUUUUUCUAUCUAAUUUUUUUUUUGUUUGUGGUGGGUGUUAAAGUAACAAAAAAAUUUAUUGGCAAUCUUUAAAUCCCAUUUUUAUCGAACACAAAUUUUUAAUUUUACUAAAAUUUUUAAUUAACGAAUUUAAUAUAUAUCGACGAUGGUCUUUUUUUUGUGUGAAACGAAAGUGAAUAAAUAAUAAAUUUUACCUUGAUGCAAAUGAAAAUCGAAAAUUCAAUUCGAGUUAUUCAAAUGUGAAACAAAAAUAAAUGCAAAUGAUCGUUAAUUUGAAAAAUAUACAAGGGAAAAAAAAAAGUUUUAAAUAUUUUUAAUGAAAAAUAUUUAACAAAGAAUUAAAUUGCAAGGAAAAAUCUUUGUUUUUUUUUCGCGUUUGUCUAAUGAAAAUUUGUCCCACACUCCAAAGAUAGUGUUUUUAUUAUUUCUUCUGUUGAAGUAUCUAUUGAUGAUUAAUACUCUCUUGUGUGUUAAAGUGACACCUUACUUACUUGGAUGCAUAGUUUGAAAAAAAAAUAUUAAUAAUACAAAAAUAAAAAAAACAGAGAUACAUAUAUUUUUUAUAACCCAGCCCACCUGUUGAUUCUUAUAUUCUGCACAUAAGAACUGGGAAAUACAAUGUGCAUUGUGCUUCAUUUUAAAACAAAACAAUAUAUUAACAGAGAUUAUCUCAGGAACUGAACCAUUCCAUUCAUUAAAAAUCACAUACGCAUCAUUCAAAGAAUAUAAAAUCAAUUGGAUCUUACAAUCAACUCCAUCUAAUCAUCAAGCCAAUCAAGUCACACACAAGAAACCUCUCUACACAUCGACCGCAACGUUUAGAUAUUUUUAAAGAAGAUAAAGAUUUAAAAAAAAUGACGCUGCCCAGAAUGGACUCACGAAUCGGAUUAGACUAUAUUGUCGAGAAUCGUGAAUAUGUUUCCAAACUAGGCGCAGCCCUAGACACCAAUAAUACCACAGUCAAGAAGCAAGUUUUCGAACUGCUGUCAGCCCUAUGUGCUUACAAUUCAGAAGGCUAUUCUCGAGCGAUAGAAACAUUAGAAUUUUAUAAGAAUCUCAAAAACGAACGAUAUCGGUUCAAAAUAGUGAUCAACGAACUAGAAAAUGCGACAAAUAUUGAAUAUCAAGUGGCACUGCUGGCUUUCAUCAAUUGCGUGAUUAUUUCAGCGGCUAACUUACAAGAUCGAGUCAGAAUACGAAAUGAGUUCAUUGGUCUAAAGGUGUUACCACUCCUUAACAAUUUAAGAAAAGUCGCUCAAAGUGUGGGUGAUAUCAUUGUGCAAUUGGACGUAUUCGACGAACAACGAGAAUGCGACGAAGCACAAAGUCUACAGGGGCCGAAUGGAAUAAAUUUAAACUCCCAUCUUGAUGUUUUCUCCGCCAUUUUAGGACAGGUAGCUGACACACCUCAGGAGAUACCAUUUCUCAGUAUACUGCAGCAUUUGCUGCGAAUAGAACCCAAAGAGGCGGUUAGUGAUAUUAUUUGGGAUACAACUGAAAAACUAGUCCAUCGGGCAACCCUCCUCGAGAAUCAUGAAGACUCUGUGCGAUUGUUGCGUUCACCCAGUGUACAAAAAUUCACAUGUCCACAUUGUCGUGGCGAAGCAACGAGUCCGAGUAGAAAACAAUCAUCGGCCCCACUAAUGCCGAGUAGUUUUCAGGUGACACCACCACCACCAGCGGCGGCAGCAACAACACACUCUCUUUCAAAUUCACCACUCUCCCCCACAACUGGACGUGGAGGUGGAGGACCGCCUCCAGUGGCAGCACCACCGCCACCACCUCCUCCACCAAUUCCUGCGUUUGGUGGCGGUGGUGGUGGUAAUGGGGUGCCACCUCCACCACCACCUCCUGGGUGCAGUCGUAUACCAGGACCUCCCGUCCCACCGCCACCUGCUUCGAAUCUUUUGUCAAAUAAUUCCGCAGACAACCGGCUAAGGUCCACAACACCGGAUAUGGGAUUCAAUGAAACGUCUGUGCUAUUACCACAACAGGAAACCCCUGCACCAAAGGCCAAAAUGAAAACAAUAAAUUGGAAUAAAAUUCCACAAAAUAAAGUUAUCGGGAAGCAAAAUAUUUGGGCAACUGUCAGUUUUAAUCAUCAGCUCGAUUGGACAAAAUUAGAAGGAUUGUUUUGCUUGCAAUCAACAAGUGCUCAGGGCUCACCAAAGUUGGGAAGGGAUUCGGGAACUGAUACUCUGGAUCGAAAGUCGAAAAAAGAAAAUAGUGAGAUAACGCUGCUGGAUGGCAAAAGAAGUCUCAAUGUCAACAUAUUCCUCAAGCAGUUUAGAACAUCAAACGAAGACAUCAUUGAACUUAUUAGAAACGGAGAACACAAUGCUAUUGGAGCUGAAAAGCUUCGGGGUCUUCUUAAGAUUCUUCCUGAGUUCGAUGAAUUGGACAUGCUUAAAUCUUAUAAUGGCGAUAAAAAUCGACUAGGUAAUGCAGAGAAAUUCAUAUUGCAACUGCUCGAAGUACCAAACUACAAACUUCGAAUAGAAAGUAUGCUUCUGAAGGAGGAAUUCGCUGCAAAUGUCACUUAUUUAGAUCCUUAUAUCAAUGCAAUGAUAUUUGCUGGCGAUGAUCUAAUGAACAACAAAAUGUUGCAAGAAGUUCUCUAUAUGGUUGUUUUGGCUGGUAAUUUUCUUAAUUCCGGAGGCUAUGCUGGUAAUGCAGCGGGAGUGAAGCUGUCAUCAUUGCAAAAGCUCACAGAUAUUCGAGCUAAUAAGCCUGGUAUAAAUCUUAUGCAUUUUGUUGCAAUGGAAAUGGAAAAACAAAAUCCGGAACUCUUGAAUUUCCCAGAUCAGUUAACAAUGCUGGAGAAUGCCUCCAAGACAACAUCAGAUCAAAUAAAUUAUGAAAUCAAUGCAUUGGAUGUUCGAAUUAAGAAAAUCAAAAGACAAGUUGAACUGCCAACAACAGAUAUUGAUAUCAAAGAACAAAUGACAGAGUUCUUGAGAAAUGCUGAAAAUGAGGUUACUAUUUUACAACGUGGAAUGAAAGAAGUUGAUUGCGUGAGAUUAAAAUUAGCUGAGUAUUUCUGUGAGGAUCCAGCUUCAUUUAAAUUAGAAGAGUGCUUUAAGAUAUUCCAAAAUCUCGCCGAUAAAUUCAAACAGGCUGUGAAAGAAAAUGAACGGCGACAACAGCAAGAGGAGCAAGCUACAUUACGAAGAAAACAAAGAGAAGAACAACUUGCUAGGAGAGCUAGACAAUUAUCUCAAUGUGGAACACCAGUUUCUGAUCCGGAAAAUCCCUUACUACUUGAUCCAUCAUUCGAUCCACGGUCAAGUCCAGCGUUUUCGCGACGAAGAAUGGGAUCAUUCAACACGGGAAUUGAUUGUAAUUCUUGGCGAGAAGAUGGAAUCUCACCAGAUAUAACACCAAAUGGCAGUUUGCGCAGACGUAGAAGUCGAGUUUUAGAAGAAGAUGAUGAUUUAAUGAAAUUCCUUCGAGCAUCUGGACAAGAUAAUGGUAGUAGAGAAAGAAAAGCCUCUGCAUAUGGAAGUUUAGAUCGUUCAUGGGCCAGAAAAGCAAGAUCAGGAAGUGCGAGUAGAAAACGUCCGGAACUUUUGAACAUCGAUUUCGGUGCUGACCGUGAAAGAGCCAAUUCACCAUCACCAAUGGCUGAAACCAAACCACCACCUGCCGCUACUGCUGCAAGCGAUGAUAAUAAACCAAGAAUAUCACGCGAAUGGAGGCAAAAAAUAGAAUCGUGGUUGCAGUCAAAUGAAAACGAUGAGAAACAAAAUGAGGAAUAUAAACGGAAACGGCGUCUUGUUAGCAAUGGCCGGCGUUCGCUUGAAAACGAUUCAGCAGAAAGUGAACGAAACAAAUUAGAUCCCCUACCAGAGGAGAAGAUCUCAGUAAAUGCCAACGGCGUAGAAACUUAUAAGAGAGAUUGGAAGCCAUCCAAGGCCCUAGAGAAAACGGACAUUGCCGGAACUAUUCAGGCUAUUGAAGAUGUCAACAACACCCGCGAUAAAUCAUCAUGGAGAAAAUCCAACCUCAACGUAUCGAAUAGCUCUGAAGAGGUGAUAACUAGAGAAGACACUUCAACUCGAACUAAACCCUCAAUCAAUACUGAACAAGAAGAUCGAAAAUCCUUGAUUCAUAUUCUCGGAGAACUCCCAGCAUCAGAUCGUCUACAAAUCUAUGUACGCCGUCCAUCGGAUAUUAAUGACAUCGAAAGUAAAUGCAAAGCACCUACACCAAAUAGCAGUGAUCCAAAACAACUGCCGCCAUUGAUCCUCGAUAUCAAAAAUGACCCGUCCAUCUAUAAAAACCAAUCACCAAUAGAGAGUCCUGCAAUAAAUAGAUUCAUCACUAUUCGUGAUCGUCACGAUGACAAAUACAGUCGCAAGGAAAUCGACUCUGACAACAUCGAAACACCUCCAGUUGUUCGACGGGCUACACAAAACUCCUCUUUGAGACGGCCACUCUAUGCACCAACUGUUGUCACACUCAAUUCACCAACGACAGAAUGCGAUGGUGGUAAAAUCAGUCCUGGUGUAGAUCAUUUGGUUGAUAAUGAACCAAUUGGUCACUUUGAUAGAUUUUCAGCUGCCCGGAGAACACGUCGUUAUAAACGACCUACUGAUUACAGUAGUGGUACUGAAGAUAUAUCUCCCCCAACUAUUGAUAGCCCUUCGAAAGAUACCAACAAGAACCAAAGCAUUCCAAAUGAAAUUGAAACGAAAUUGAAACUCGAUGAUCUUCAAAUUAAAAAACCUAUAAUUUGUGAAAAAACCGUUGCCAAGUUGGAAAAAGUUGGUCGCCAUAUUAGUUCGAUAAAUCAAGAAGAUGUACGCGAAGCUAUUCGGAAUCUUAAAUCACCCACUGGUGAGCCCGAGCGUAUCUGGAGUCCACCGAGAGAAAUAAUAAGUAAUGAAAAACCUGCCCCCACAACAACUGUCAUCAAGGUUUCUGCCAAUAGUCAUGAAUUGAAUGACGAAGGAUUCGAAGAAACCCAAAGUCUAGUCUCAGAUACACCGUCACAUGGUAAAGAGAGCACAUCAUCGUGUAACGAUGUCAAUGAAGCUGUCACAAAGCAGUCAUCAUCAUCAACAACAACACGUUCUCAAGGCCGUACCAAUAAUAAAGAACCAGUCACAAUCGCUAACAGUAUAAGCAGCCAUAACCCUAGUCGCGAACCUGCCGUCUCAAAGACAAAAACCAAUCCCCAAAAGAAUCAAAUUCACAAUAUUUUGGAAAGAAACAAACGUAGCAUGGACAGAGCCCGUUUGUUAAGAGCCAACCCCACGACAACAUCGUCAUCAAACACUCUGACGCUGCCAUCGAAUUUAACUCCUGCUGCAUCAGCUGCAAUGCGUCGUGCUAAUUCCCUGCGAAAAAGUGAUUCAGCUUCAAAUAGCAAAAAAGAUGUGGAACGUAGUAGUUCUAGAACUAGCUUGCGAAGUUCUCGGUCAUCAUUGAAUAGUGGAACUUCAACGAAUACUGUUAGACGUAUGCCAGUCAAACCACUCCUAACAAACUCUGUUGAAUCAUCACCGAGUAAAAGGCCACUAUCUGCGGCGAAUUCAUCGCGCAAUCAGCAAAGAAUAUCAGCGAGUCGUAGUAGUUCGAGUGGAUCAAGUAUUGGUGCAACAAUUCGAAAACCUUCAUCAACGACGACAACGAGAGCAAGUUCUUCGAACUUGGGUGGAAGUAACAGUUUUAGGGAUAGUAAUCAUCAGUCAGGAAGUUCAAGAGUUUCUUCGACUCCACGUAGUGCGGUGCUAGUAAAAGCUUCAGUAACAAAUGUUAGUAGCAGUACGCCGACAUUGAUCAAUAGACAAAGAAGUCCAACUCGCCCGGCAAGUGCAGCAUCACGAUUGAGUGGAUUUAUGCGACCAACAGCAUCGAGUGCAACAAAACGCCUUCAGGGUGACAAUAGGGGAAAAUAGAAAAUUUAAAUGGUCUUCAUACUAAACGAAUUUCCUUAAACAAUUUUUUUAACAUUAUUUUUAGUGGAAUUUGACGACAAGUCUAUUUGAUGGUUAGAGUUAAAUGGAAUGGAGUUGUUGGAGUUGGAAUUUCGAUUUAACGGGGGUUAAUUUCUAUUUUAUCUAAAUUUGGGUUACCUGAAGAAAUGUUGAGGGGGGAAAUCAUUCCAGGGGAAUAAAUUAGGUACACCUGGACGUUCCUGAUUGCAACUUUCAUGUUUCUAAAAACACUGUGCAUGUAUAUAAAUGAAUAAGGAACUGACUGCAUAUCAAAUUUCAUAUUAGUUGUCUUCUGAUCACGGUGGAUGACAUCUAAACUCACUUGUUUGAAUUCAUUCGAAUAGGAUCAGCUCAGAAAUUCAAAGUCUCAAUUUGGUCUGGAAGAUGACCCCUGGGCUGGUAGGGUAGGAAUCUAUUCUUCAACUUCAGUUCAAAAACAAUUUGAAGCAAUUUUAGAACUUAACUAAUGUGGAAUAGAUAUCUCCUCAUGAAAGUACUGUAUCAGUCAACUGGUUAUCUUUGGUGAUAGAAGUAAGUGCCAAUAAGGACUCCCAAUAUUCAAUAUUACAAGAAAAGUGGGUGUUAUUCCCUCAAUUUUUAUCCAAAUUGUUGGAGCCGUUUGCAACCAAUCCAAGAAGGUAGGAAUGGCUACAGUAUAUACAUAAGUCAAAGCUCGUCUUAGUGACAAGUUGUCAGUCGAGAUCCCCUGCUCUCCUUUCCAUGACUAAUGUACUCACUGUCCUUGCGAGAAAGGUGGUUGGGGGUUAAGUCUUGUUUGCCACAAAUUCUACGAACGGAGUUCCAAAAGACAAUCAUCUCUAGGAAGAAUGGAUUGUUCUGCCCUAUUUCGGAAUUGUGGGCAUCUUCGCCGUUUAUUAGUUUGGAUGAGUGGUCUUUCCAAAUCCUCAACUUAUUCUCUGUAUACAUGAAAAACUGUAAACUGUCCUCAAGUUUAUUGGUACUAUCGUUUUCAAGAAUAUUUAUGUGACUCGAUACUCAAACUAAGGUCAUUUUUACGCUUAGGACCUCUUUUUUUCGUUUGCAAUCAUUUACUACUUUGAAGUUAGUCAAACAAUCGUCAAUGACCUUGAUAGCUUCUUGACUUUCAAUAAAAAUAAAUCAAUAAAUUGGCAUUCGGUUUGUUCGCUAUUGUUUGAUUCUGAAGCAUUCUUCGAUUACUAUCACGCUAGCAUAAAAACACUAGAAUGAUAAGAAAAUCUUUGGUUUUUGCUCCUACAAAAUAAUCCAUUUUCGAACUAUAAUUAAGAUUGAUUUAUGUUCCAUCUUCUUAUGAGAACGUUGUCACUUCAAACGAAAUAGCUUUCAAGACUACAUGCACUUGUCUCAAUUCAUUUAUUGCAAAACCUUAUUGGCUGAGUAAUGCUCCAGGUGGUUUCCAUUGAAGACGUCGAUAGUAAAUCGUUUAGUCUGAGAUUCAAACUGUUCAACUAAACUGCAUUCCAUUUAAAUUUUCUUUUUGUUUAGUUCCACUAAAAAAUAAAAUAAACAAUAUAAAGCUCAUGGGAGCCCAGGCCUAGUAUACACAAAAUAUGUAUAAAAUUUAAAUAAAUACUAUUUUUUAUACAUUCUUUAUAAAAAAAAAAAAAAAAAAAAAAACAAAACUUAACAAACAAAAUACGUAACUUUUAGAAAGAUAAAUAAAAAACAAGUAAAAAUUAAAACUAAAAAAUAAAAAAACAAAAUAGUAUUAUUGAAUAGCACAAAGGAAUCAAAACUCAUUUCUUCAUCAAUCUUCUUAAAAAAAAUAUUCUAUUAAAUGUCACAAAAUAAGAAAAAGAACAAAAGAAAAAACUUACAUUUAAUGAAACAAUAGUUAACUCUCAGUCUCAAAUCGAACUUAUUUAAUAAAAUCAAAAAAAAAAAACAAAAAAACACUGUCCGUUGUUAAUUAAAAACCGUCCACAAAUCGAAUUUCUC
Molecule: messenger RNA, 8185 nt
Organism: Episyrphus balteatus (marmalade hoverfly)
Lineage: Eukaryota; Metazoa; Arthropoda; Insecta; Diptera; Syrphidae
Gene: form3
Product: formin-J
Exons: 18
Coding region: 1160-6208 (1682 amino acids)
Biological process (GO): cellular component organization
Molecular function (GO): actin binding
Source: RefSeq, a predicted model, not a curated record